Molecule: messenger RNA, 6276 nt
Organism: Durusdinium trenchii
Lineage: Eukaryota; Dinophyceae; Suessiales; Symbiodiniaceae
Source: the annotation of a GenBank genome assembly
AUGCCAGCUAUGCCAGACCUUUCGGAUUUGACCCUCUUUGAUGAGAAACCAUCUCUCGGGUUGGAAGCUUCAGGGCCAAGGAGUCCUCUAGCUGCCGAAGCUGAAGGGCCAAUUUCAUCUGAAAGUUCACCUGAGGACAGUGAUGGGGAUGAUGGUCUUGUCGAGUUCUUCCCCGAUUCUGCACCCUCACAAGCUAGGAGGCGAAGCUCGGGGCACCUAAAUUUUGUUGAUCAGGUUUCUGAUGGCAUCGGGUCUUACCUUGCUCUUUUCGGCAAGCAGAAGGUGAACAACACAGUCUACAAUCGGUCUGCAGGUUCUGAAUCUGCAAGGUGGAGCAAGUGUCUUGAGAAGUUCUCCAACUGGUUUGGCAAGAGCUUGGCUUUUGUGCCAAGAGCCACGGAGGAUAGUUGUCAGAUCGGUCUGAAGCGGCCAUGUCAGGGACGGUCAUCAGAGAAGCUAGGACCAUGUGUGCCGCCUGCAGACCUGGAGUUUGAACACUUCCCAGGACCAGAUGGUCAGCCCAGGCUGUCUUUCUCUGCAUCGUUUGAGUCCGGCAACCUGACUUUAGCCCAGUGUGAUGGCCCCAACCUUUAUAUCCUGGCAGUGGAUGUUGAUGUCCAUACCGACGGCUAUACGCAGUGGUUCUACUUUGCCGUGCGAGGGGGUAAGGUGGGUAUGGAGGUGACAUUUCGCUUGGUGAACAUGGCCAAGUCCAGCUCUCUUUUUGGUGACAAAGGCAUGCGGCCCGUAGUUUGGAGCGAGAAAUCUGGCAGAGGGUGGGAGCGUGGAGGUAGCCAAGUUAGCUACUCAAAGUCCACUGAUGAGGAUGUCAAGGGAGCAGGUCUAUUGAGCGGGCGGAAAGUGUGGUUCACAUUGUCAUUCAACUACACCUUCGAACACGAUGAGGACACCGUAUUCUUUGCGUACCACUAUCCGUACACGUACAGUCAUCUUCGUGGCUUCCUUGAUUGCUUGGCUGAUCAUCCAUACUCUGGGACACUAUUCAGCAGGAGGGUGCUUUGCUACACCAUAGGAGGUUUGCCUUGCGAAGUGCUUGAUGUGGACGAAGGUUCUUCCAGUUCUCGGCAAGGUGUCGCUGUCAUGACGGCAAGAGUUCAUCCAGGAGAGUCUAAUGCUUCCUGGAUGAUGCACGGCUUCAUUUCUUUUUUGCUCUCCCCAGCGCCUGAAGCGAAAGCACUGCGGCAGGCAUUCAAGUGGCUGAUCGUGCCAAUGUUGAAUCCUGACGGAGUGGUGCGUGGAUGCUAUCGAUGCGGGCUUGCCGGCACAGACUUGAACCGAGUGUACACCAGCCCAAACAAGAUCUUACACCCUGAGAUAUACCACUUGAAGGAAGCCAUGAAGAGUGCUGGCAGCAACGUAGAGCUUUUCAUUGAUCUUCAUGGACACUCAAAGAAGGAAGGCAUUUUCUUUUACGGAGGAAAAACUGAAGACUGGAACCGACAGUGUGACAUCCAGUUGCUGCCGAGGCUUUGCUGCUUGGGCUCUUCCGACUUUAAGUGGAACCAGUGCUCCUUCAAUUUGAACGAAUCCAAGAUGUCCACCGCACGAUUGGUGAGUUUUCUGCAACUCCGAGUUCAGAGAGCAUAUGUAGUGGAGGCCUCUUUUGCAGGGAGUGGAGAAAGCGUGAGGAGAGAUGUUGAGGCCGAGGCCUCAGACACUGAUCCCGGAGAAGAGGGGGAAGCUGUGGAAGGUGCUGCAAUGUUUGAGGGGUCCCAGGGUGUCGUGCAGGAAGCAGCGACCUUGCUCUUGCAACAACUUGGUGCGCUUGACGGCAGAGAAGCCGCUGCGUCCUCUGGCAUUCGAAAGGGCACAAAAGAGGUCCCGCUAUCUGUGCCGAGGAAAUCGCCAGCGAAUUCCAGAAGUCAAAGUGCAGUUGGCAGCCCUAGAGGAUCACCUGUCAACUCCAGCCCACCUGGCAGCUCCAUGGGAAGCCCACCACCAAGCAAGAGCCCAGUGCCAAGCAGAAGGAUAUCCGGAAUUUCUUUGCCAAGACCUUUAAGCCCCUCCAGUGGUCAGAAAGAGGGGCCACACGAGGAGUCCGACGAUGCAUCACAGCCGAGCAAAGCAACGGUGGGAUUGAAGAAGGAGAAGGACAGGCACAGCGUUGAGACAGCUGAAUUUGAUGCGAUGCGGCUGGAACUGGUGGGGCCCAUUGUUGGGAGAGCUAUUUGUGCAGUUUGGCAACUGGAUUUGCUCCCUUCAGAUGAUGCAAAGGAUGACAGUGCUGACGGCCUUUUGGAUGGUACAGAACAGAGGCAAUGGUCGCACCUGCAAUACAGCAAGCUGACAUCUGAAAUGGCACAGAGGGAAUUGGGAAGACUGAAGAGCGGCAAAGUUCGUCGUGAGAAGAAUGACAAUGAUGAUGAUGGGUCGGAUUCCCACCCAAGUGCAGAUGAGAAGCCCGCAACAGAGCUACGCCAGCUCCAAAAGCGCCUGACAAAAAAGUCAAAGAGGCAGAAAACUUUCAAGUUUGCGCCUCCAGAAGAACCUGAAGCGGAAGUGAAGUACAAAAUAGUGGUCGCGUUUGGAAAGGCAAUAAAAGUUCCAAUCAAAGCAGGAGAACAUGGAGCUUCCAGAAAGCACAGUAAGGUAGGGGAAGCAGUGGAGAAGUUUCUCAAGCAUUCAAGUAAUCGAGAGAGGCCAAUGUCAGCAACCCCGAGUGAUGUUUCCAGGCGUGGGCUGAGAGCUCCUGCAGGUAUGCGUGCUGAAGGCUCAAGGAAUGGUAGCCCGCGCAAUUUGGAGAAAGAUGAGAAGGAUGAGAAGAAUGAAACUUUGAGCUUUCAAUUGCAGAAGGCAGAGCAGAAGGCCGACAAAUCAUCAAAGGAUUCGAACAAAUCCAGCUCCAAAAGCUCCAAGCCAAGUUCAAAGGAAAGCGUGCAGCAGAGUGCCAGCCUCUCACGAGAAGAAGCAGAUGGGUACAAAGAUUUGAAGGAAUUUGCAACAUCGCCAAGUUCCCGGCAAAGUUCACACCCAAGCCCUGCAGUAUUCCAGGUUUGGGAUCAACAAGCCGCCAAUAUCGUAGAUUUUGACAGCUGCGUGAGUGCGGUCCAACUCGAUGUGGUUCAUCAAGCUGUUGAUGGCUCUCGAUUGGACGACACUGCUCCCUCAGUUGAUGAAGCUGAUGAAGGUGCAAGAGUUUUGAUCAGCCCUUCGAGAAGGUCAAGCAUGCGAACGAGACGGGAGGAGGCGACGUACAUUGCACAAAAUAUUGUGUAUGGCCCAGGGGUUCCUCCCGCAGCAGGCUCAAGUGCAGGUGGUUCAACCAUCCAGAUCACGCUGCCUCCGUCUGUUGUGGACGAGGAGGCAGAAAGACGGCGCAGCAUACACCAGGUGCGGCCACUUGCCAAAGCUCCUUCAAGCCGCCCGCUUUCGCCGAAGGCUUCUUCGACCACUAGCGAUGUAGUGGAAGCCAAGCUUGCCCAUGUCACGCUGCCAGAAAUCUCCUCAGCACAUCUGGAUUCCAACGUGGCGUUCAGCACAACUUCAGAUGAGACAACUUUUCUAUCCGGAAAAGACAGGCUAGGAUCAGUGCAUCACUGUAGCUUCAAGGAGUGGAUGGAGAGGCAAGAGAACUCAGAGCAGGAUGUACCAGGGCAAAGCUCAAGCCCACCAAAAAUCGCUCCAUUGCGUUCGGCAAGGGUGGUGAGAUUAAAAUCUGGGCCAGUCAGUGUUGGUACCCUUCCUGACGAGCCCUCCUUCGAUGCUCCAAAAGGCAUGGUUGAACACACGGUUGAACACCAGCCGCGGCCUGAGCCAGUGGCCGAGGAAGAGACGAAGUUGGCGCUGAAGAAAGCGCGAUGUGCGGGCCACUUUAGCACCAACAACUCCCUUUUUGCCGUCUUGGUCUUAUCGACUCACAACUGCUUAUCAAUGGUGGCAAAGCUGGGGAACAAUGAGAAGACUGCAAAGUUCUUUAAUCCUGCACUGUUGAAGGCAUCCACCCGAUAUGCGAGGACUUCGUCAGGCAUACGAAGCUUCAAUCAUGAACGGAUGGAGAUCAUCGAGUUUGAGAAACCACUUACCCUGAUUGUUGGACCAAACGGUUCGGGUAAGACUACAAUUAUCGAGUGCUUGAAAGUUGCAUCAGCUGGGAUCCUACCUCCGAAUGCCAAGAAUGGACAUGGCUUCAUUCAUGACCCGCAGAUCGCUCGGCUUCCUGAAGUGAAAGGACAGAUUCGAAUGCUUUUCAAAGCGGGGGUGGAUCAAACAAAUCGUGAGAUUUGUGCGGUUCGGUCUUACCAAUUGACCAACCGGAGAGUGGCUGGCCGAUUGAAGCCAACCUUUAAGGCCUUGGAAAGCGUCCUGCGGACUACGGCAGAUGAUGGUAGUAAAGCCAGCCUAAGCCAUAGAUGUGCUGACAUGGAUACCCAAGUGCCUGAACUCAUGGGUGUGUCCCGUGCCGUGCUGGAGAACGUGAUUUUCUGUCAUCAAGAGGAGUCAUCGUGGCCUCUUCAGGAUGCUGCUAGUGUGAAGAAGCGCUUUGACGACAUUUUUGGUGCCACGAGGUAUACCAAAGCUUUGCAGAACAUCAAGGAAGUACAGCGUGACUGGACGAAGAUCACUCGUGAACGGAAGGCUGAUGCGGACCUUUCCCAGGCGCAUCUGGAUCAAGCAAGAAAGCUCGGUGGACAGAGGGAAGACCGAGAACGAAUCGCCAAAGAGCUUUCAAGUGAGCUUGAAACGUUAGAUUCCAAGCUAGGUCAAGUCGAUGAGGAGCUGCAGAAAGCAGAGUUAGACCUCGCCCAGUAUGAAAGUUGUGGCAUUCGUGUUGCCGAACUGAAGGGCUUGAUCGGGAAGUGCCACAAGGACAAGCAAGAGACGGCUGAAGCAAUGAAGCAGAAGGAGCAAGACAUUUUCAGAGAGUCCCUUGCAGAACUGGAAGAACAGUCUAGACAGUUCAAUGAGCGUGCCAUAGUUCAGAGUGACCAGCAGGUUAAGCAGGCCAGGGCAGAGUUGGCCAAAGGGGAGUCUGUGUAUCAUGCCGCAGUCAAUGCCGCACGGCAACUUCGUGAGGAUAUGGGAGAGACGGUGGCCGCUGCUGAACUCUUGACUUCGCGCAAGGCAGACCUCAAGGGCCGCCUGCAGCAAGCAAACGAGCCUUCAAUAGAAGCCUUGAGGGCCAAACUGGAUUCGGAAGCAGCCAAGUUUGCUCAGGCAGAGCGAGAACAAAGGCAACGAGAUGCGCAAGCUGAAGAAUCCAUUGCCGCAACUGAACGGGCUUUGCAAGAGGCGUCGUUGGAAGCAUCCAAACAUGACUCUCGAAUUCAGGAUGCGACAAAGGCAAUUACCCGAUUAGAGGAGGAAGCAAAGACCUUGGCACGGGCAGGGCCUGACUUGGAUGCUUUAGUUCGUGGCCUACGGGAGAACGAGGCCGCUCUAGGCGCUGAAGGAAAUGAUGCACGGCUUCGACGUCUGGAAGCACGGCAAGAAGAUAUUGGGAGACGGCGUCACGACUUGCAAUACUCUUUGCAGCGGAAGAGCAGUGAGGUAGCACAGCUAGAGGCCCAGAGUAGUGUUCACGCUGAAGUUGAUGCCUUGAGGCAGCGCCUCAGAGAAGCAGAAACAGAUCUUGGGAAGAAGCUGGGCGAGUUGCGAGCGGGACUGGUUCCUUUGCUUGGACAAAUGCCAGAAGCUGCUGAGGCAGAGGCCAAGGUAGUUGCCACUUUGCAGGAUUCACAGGCUGCGUUGCAGCAACAGACCAAGAAGUGCCAAGAUUUGCAGAAUCGCAUCGGAAUUGCUAGUGCCAAGAAGGCUUCUGUAGAAGCUGAGAUUCACAGAUUGCAGCAGGAAGAUUCACGCAUUGCAGCAGAACUUGGUGUGCCCUCUGCCACCGCCACCGGCCCUGGGCACAGCAGCGCAGCUGCAGAAUUUAAAGCUCGGCUUCAAGACAUCAAGCAGCAAAUAGAGUUUGCUCGGAAAGAUGUGUCAAUGACCGAGAGUGCGAAACACAUGUAUGAAAAGUUCCGGGAGAAGUCUCGAUCGAAGAACAUUUGCCAGUUCUGUAAACGAGCCUUUUGUGGAGAAGGAGACCUUGCAACUUUUGAAGAUGCUAUGGAGAAGCUGAUUGCCAAAAUUCCUGGCUUUUUGGAGUCUAGCCAUCAGAAACUAAGCGAGGUCCAACUGCGAGAAACUGCGCUUGAGUCUCAGCGUCCUCGUUGGGACCGCUUGGAGCAGUUGCGGAAAGAGGAAGUGCCGCGGAGGCAGAAAGAGCUUCAGCCAGCUGUGGAGGAAGAACGCCUGAAGCUCAGAGCUUGA